AUGAAGGGCUCAGUAAUAUCUGUUUUGGUGGUCUUGGCUCUGGUGGCCCAGGACAGAUUGGCUGGUGGACUGGAACACAGAUCAUAUGACUACACAAAGUACCACACCAUGGAUGAGAUUUCAGCCUGGAUGAAUCAGAUGGAAAGGGAAAACCCAGACGUUGUGUCCAGCAUGAUAUAUGGACAAACUUAUGAGAACAGGAACAUUACAUUACUAAAGAUCGGCUUCAACAGCACCACACCCAAGAAAGCCAUUUGGAUGGACUGUGGGAUUCAUGCCAGGGAAUGGAUCGCUCCAGCUUUCUGCCAGCAUUUUGUUAAAGAGAUCCUGGGCUCCUACAAAACAGACUCGAAAGUGAACAAGAUGUUUAAAAACCUGGACUUCUACAUCACCCCAGUGCUGAACAUGGACGGAUAUAUUUAUUCCUGGAGGGAUAACACAACUCGACUAUGGAGGAAGUCCAGAUCACCAGGCACUGGAAACUGCACAUGUUUUGGCACUGACCUUAACCGCAACUUUUAUGCUAACUGGGGGAUGGUGGGGAUCUCCAGGAACUGCUGUUCAGAGAUCUAUAACGGACCGACUGCUCUGUCAGAGCCAGAGGCCAAAGCCGUCACUGACUUUUUGGGAGCACAUCAAAACCAACUACUCUGUUAUCUCACCAUCCACUCGUACGGUCAGCUGAUCCUCGUCCCCUAUGGACACCCCAACAUCUCAGCACCCAAUUACGAUGAACUGAUGGAAGUAGGUCUCGCUGCAGCUAAAGCCAUCGUAGCAGUGCAUGGGAAGAGCUACAAAGUGGGCACUUCACCUGAUGUACUGUAUGCAAAUUCUGGCUCUUCACGUGAUUUCGCGAGGCUCAUAGGGAUCCCAUACUCCUUUACGUUUGAGUUACGAGAUGAAGGGAACUACGGCUUCAUUCUACCCGAGGAUCAAAUCCAGCCCACAUGUGAAGAAGCUUACCAGGGUGCAAUGUCCAUCAUAAACUAUGUCCAUGAUAAGAAUUUCAAAAGUGCAGCUAUUACAGUCACAGCCACACUGUGGACAACACUGACCGCCUUAUGGAUCUCAAGCGCUAAUGUGUUUUAGACCACUAUAUCAAAACGGAGCAUGUGAUUUUAUAUUCAAACAUGCUUGUUUUCUUUAAUGCUCAAACAAGA
This is a messenger RNA of Onychostoma macrolepis, 1160 nucleotides long. Its product is annotated as carboxypeptidase O. The record is from RefSeq and is a predicted model, not a curated record. The transcript has 9 exons. Gene Ontology annotation, biological process: proteolysis. Gene Ontology annotation, molecular function: metallocarboxypeptidase activity; zinc ion binding. The coding region runs from base 1 to 1089 and encodes 362 amino acids. Lineage: Eukaryota; Metazoa; Chordata; Actinopteri; Cypriniformes; Cyprinidae.